Molecule: messenger RNA, 753 nt
Organism: Rotaria sp. Silwood1
Lineage: Eukaryota; Metazoa; Rotifera; Eurotatoria; Philodinida; Philodinidae
Source: the annotation of a GenBank genome assembly
AUGGCUCAAGUAGAACAAAAUCAAGCAACAGAAUUCAUUGAGAUCAAUGAUAAAACACCUGAUGCACAACCGAAAGAUUGUGAUCAUAAUCGUGAAGGAGUAGAUUUUCAACCAAUACAGUCAAUCAAUCAAAUUGAAUCAGAAACAGCUGGAACAAUACCAUCAAAUAAUCACCCACCGGAUGUAAAAGCUUGUGUUAGAGCCAUUUUGCAAUAUCCAUCAAUAAUUUUAUCUUCAUCUGAUAUUGCUCUUGCAACUCGGCAUUACUCUGCCAUAGCUCGUCAACGUAGUAUUCAAUUAAUGAUUAAUAAAAAGCUUUUGCAUGAGGAUUAUUAUUUCGUUCGGAAGUUGUCGAAAUCGGUGAAGGUAACGAAAGGUUUUGCUAAACGAGUACCACAAGUAAACGAUGAACAAUCACGUUUUGAUUUCAUUACUGCUUUAAAUGAGUUUGGAAUUACGUGGGUAUUGUUUAAAUCUUUUUUUGAUCUUACGAAAGAUGGCUUUCAUACAACAACACAACUACUUUUGAAUCAAACAGCUGAAAUUUUGCUGGAUUCAGAAGAUUAUCGCUCUUACGUCAAUUAUGAUAAACGUGCAAUAUUUCGUCCGAUUGAAAAUGCAACAAUAGAACAGGAUGAAUUGGAAUAUGGAGAUAAUGUUACAGGUAUUGAGCCAUUUGAAAGUGUAGCAAAAGAAAGUGGAAAACGAAAAAAAUCUCAAGCUGCUUCUCAAUCCAAAAGAAAAAAAAGCUGA